Molecule: messenger RNA, 2578 nt
Organism: Daphnia magna
Lineage: Eukaryota; Metazoa; Arthropoda; Branchiopoda; Diplostraca; Daphniidae
Exons: 6
Coding region: 262-1389 (375 amino acids)
Molecular function (GO): protein binding
Source: RefSeq, a predicted model, not a curated record
AGUGUUGCUAUCGUCCAUCGUUAUCCUUAUCCCCUCACCUCUUCUAGUAGUGGCUAGUGGAAACUGUUUGGGUUGUGAAAAAAAAAACGCUAUAUUUGAACAUAAAGAUUUUUUUUAUUAGCGUGUUCUUCGUUUUCACAAAGGCCACUUUUGCGGGAUGGGAAUGGCAUCUAAAAGGAAAAAAAACAAUGAGUAGUGAAGGUCCAGUUAAGAUUGUAGGAAUUAACCAUGGAGUAUGUCUGCAUCAUUUCUUGUUGAUGGAUGGAUGGAAGGAAAAAAGAACAAUUCACUGAUGUUACAUUUUUUUGCCAGUCUCCAGAUGACAAUAAUGAACAACACAGCUUACAAAACAAGCUCCGUGCUAACAGAAGUGUUGUUGCUGCUGCCAGCCGGUUCUUUUCCAUCCUGUUACCUGAUUGUGAGUUAGACCUAGAUGUCUGCAUCUCAAUUGAUCUGAGCUUUGAAGAACUGUUUUGUGUUCUUGAGUACAUCUAUUCUGGGAAGCUGCUGUGUUCAGUCAAAAGCAAAGACAGAAUUUUAAGUAUUCUAAAAGAAUUUGAUAUUUUCGUGCCUGAUCAUCUACAGAAUUCAGUAGACUGUGGAAGAAAUGGAAGUAGUGAGGCAGAAGUGGAAAUAAUAUUUGAAGAAGCCAUUGCAAGUGAACCAAAAACUACUAAAGAUCCCACAAACAUUUCAGAGGAUAAAUCUCCCUUUGCAACUUCUGCCGAUGUUCGUGUAGUAAAUAGUGGAGAACUAAUUUUACGAGAACCCAAUAUUUCAAGCUCCAAUGAAGAUCCCUUCCAGUAUGAAGAAAAGCUUCCAGAAAAAUUCUCAAACAGUCAUAAGAUGUAUAGCAACAAAAGUAAAACUCAUUGUGGAUCAAAAAUGGCUAUUCUGAAUUCAAACACCAAUGUUACUGAAACCAUUGUUGAACCGGAAAUCUCCAGACAUAAAGAUCCGGUCUUCACCGUAGUCACCAACCAACCCACUUCGCUGGAAGAAACGCUUGAAAGUAUCGUAUCGUCAGAGAUUGUAGCGGUUGAACCUCAAGAUAACCCACCGCUAAGUAAUUGUGAUGUGCAUAGAAGUAGUGUAGAAGAUGAAUGGACUAUUCAGCAAAUACCGGAUAGGCAGACCGUUACGGUGCAGUUCCCUGCCCAGAUUCUUGGCAGUACGACUUUGAGCGCACUAAAAAAGGGAAAAAGAAGAAAAUUACAUUUGUUGAGGAAGAGACUGAAGACAGUGACCAAGAUCCCGAAGAUCAAGACCAAGAAGAUUCUCUUGGUUACGAAGAAAAUGAUGAAGUCAAAAGUAAAUCAGCAGUACAAACAUCUAACCAGUCUGACGAUCAAAGUAAUGGUUUUGAACCUCCGCUCAACUUUGAAGUAGCUGCAAAAAAGCUGGAUUCGUGUUUAGAUCAAAGUACAUCUAUCCUAAGAUCGGAUGUGAAGCCUAGUUUGAAAGGAAUCGGAUGUUCUAGUUCAUUUGAGGAUCUCACUCCAAACCUGGACGUGAGUGAUAGUGCUGAAGAAGAAGAUAUUAUUCCUAAGUUGAAGUGCACACAAAACAAUGAAACCUCAAACGUCGAAGAACUAUUGGCCCUCUGCUCGGGAAAAAUCCCUGGUAAGUUGUGUCGAAGAUUUGUUUUUUCGUUGUAUGCUUAGCUAACUUAUUUUACCAUGUAGAUUCACUUUCUGGAAGAGACACGCAAAUAAGUAGUUUGACUGAAAAUGCAGAUGACGAAUCUGAUGAAGAAGUUAAGCCGUUCGCAAGAAUAAUUCCAAUGGCUGAUGAGGAUGACGAGGAAGAUGGCUCCAGUAGUGCUCUCCCAAAAUUCGUUUCUGAAAAUGACGCUGAUGAACCUGGAACUGUGCCUUCUUUUUUUAGAGGAUGGAGAAAAAUCACUGUCAAAGCCUAACUAAUCAAAAGUCAACAGUUGUACAAGGUACUGGAGGCAACAACGAAAUAUGCUGGAAACAAAACUUAACUAUCAACGCUCGUUGAAGCUCUCGAAGACAGUUUAGUGUGGUGCAACGUCCAUAUCGUCAUCGAUAAGUAAACUUAUCAGCGCAUAUGUUGCUAUAGAUUAAAUGAGAAUGGUAGGAGAGUAUUAUCUUCGCCUUAGUUUGGAAGGAAGUUACUUGACUUUGUUGUAAAUGCCUGGCAACAUGAUCAAUAGUGCAAAUAAGAGGCUAGAUUUGUCCACUAACGAUGACAAUCACACUAACAUGCAUCAUCAUUCUUAAUCAUGCACUGUACUUGAACAAAUUGGUUCGAUUCUUUUCAACUUAACUAUCGAUUAAAUAUGAAGCGGGAAGAUUAAGCACAUUCAAAUAUAAAUGACGUGUACGUGCUGAAGUGAAAAUUUUUACAUUUCUUUUUUUUUGUGUGUUUGACUUGAAGUACAUUUGUCUGUACUUUCAUGUUAUCUUUCAUGGAAAUUUCGAAAGCGUCUCCUGGUUUCGUAACGCCCGUUUGAACUUUGAUGGAGAAUGGGUAAAGAAUCAAAUUCUAGCGGAUGCAUUAAAUUGCUAGAACUCACAACUAUGUCAGUAAAAUAAACAAUUAGAACUUUUAA